AUGUUUCGCACCAGAGUUAGUGAUUCCAAAGAAAUGAACAUCGGCAUGGUUAUCGCUGAAAAAGGAUUUGUAUACGAAAAGGAAUUACAUCUGAUAGUUAUGAACUCGUUCUCAUGGAUUCCUCCGGUCAUUGCCUCCUCACCAUUCGUCGGAAGAAAGUCAAACAUGAUGGUGGAGAUGUUCGGCGAUCAUUCAGAGGAGUAUCAUAUCGAAGGAUGCUUCUCUCAGAGGAACUGCACGAUAUAUGAUUCAGCGAAGGAAACAAUGGCGGAGAUCAAACGCAAAGUGAAUGCUUCCACUAAUGUGAUGCUUGGCAAAGAUGUAUUCUCGCUCACACUAAACAUGUUCGAAUUGAGAGUUAAGCUUCUUUUCCAAAAUUGA
Messenger RNA from Lactuca saligna, 381 nucleotides. Lineage: Eukaryota; Viridiplantae; Streptophyta; Magnoliopsida; Asterales; Asteraceae. The record is from the annotation of a GenBank genome assembly.